This is a messenger RNA of Megachile rotundata (alfalfa leafcutting bee), 6555 nucleotides long. RefSeq names its product alpha-catenin related (gene alpha-Catr). NCBI's taxonomy places the organism in Eukaryota, Metazoa, Arthropoda, Insecta, Hymenoptera, Megachilidae. Gene Ontology annotation, molecular function: actin filament binding; cadherin binding. The record is from RefSeq and is a predicted model, not a curated record. Gene Ontology annotation, biological process: cell adhesion; Rho protein signal transduction.
UGUGGCGACGACGGAGAAGCAAGAGGGGUGCAACGAACCCUCUAGGCUCGGUUCGAGUCUACGGAGCGCGGAGUUGUGUUCGAAUCAUGGCGACACCCGACCCCGUAGACCCAGCCACCCUAGAGAUAAAGACCCGUAGCAUAGAACAGACACUACUCCCACUAGUAAAGCAGAUCUCCACGUUAGUGUCGCACAGGGAACGUCCGCUAUGCUCGGACAGGAGUCUCCGUGCGGUUGCCAGAGUCGGCCAAGCUGUAAACCUGGCCGUCGAAAGAUUCGUCACCGUUGGCGAAACUAUUGCAGAUGACAAUCCGGAAAUUAAGCAGGACAUGUACGAGGCGUGUAAAGAAGCGAGGGUCGCUGGAUCGGCGAUCGAGAAACUAUGCGAAUGCGCGAUGGAGGACAGUUUGGCCGAUCGAGGCUCUGUCGUCAGGGCAGCAAGAUGCCUUCUUGGUUCCGUGACGAGAGUUCUUCUGUUGGCGGACAUCGUCGUCGUGAAACAGCUUCUCCUCGCGAAGGACAAGGUCGCUCGUAGUCUUGGUCGCCUUGAGAGCGUCUCCAAUUUCACCGAAUUCGUGAAGGCCUUCAGUCAGUUCGGCGCGGAGAUGGUGGAAUUGGCUCACUUAACUGGCGAUCGACAGAAUGACCUGAAAGACGAGAGACGAAGAGCACAGAUGGCCGCAGCUCGCCAAGUUCUGGAGCGGAGUACUAUGAUGCUGCUCACGUCUAGCAAAACCUGCUUGAGGCAUCCGGAAUGUCCGUCUGCUAGGGAGAACAGAGACACCGUUUUCUGUCAAAUGAGGAGAGCCAUGGAUUUAAUACACUACGUGGUCAAGGAUGGAGUGUUGGACUGCAGCGAGUCGCAAUCGUAUUCGAACUCUCAGAGUCCACAGCAGGAAGACUGGGACAGCAGCACAGCUUUCUCCGCUUUGAAACAUUUCGAGAGACUGGUGGAAACUACAAGGAUGACUCUCCUAGGACCAGGAUGUCGAGAGACACUCACAUCUGCCCUGGAUACUGUCGUUGAGCGGACGCAGGACUUUACUGAUAGUGCUUAUACGAGUCACGAGCACAGAGAGAACAUCCUUUUGCUAUGCGAUCGAGCGAAACUCGAGCUCAAUACUCUCUUGCGGAUCGGUAACAGCAUGAAUUACGAAGGCGGCGGUGGAUCCCCAAGUUCUGAAAUGGAACAAGCUGUGUUGGGUGUGCUACGUACCACCAGGGAUCUUCGUCAGCAGCUGUGCACCACGACCAUGGAACAAGCUGGCGACUUAGGCCAGGUAACCAAAGCUGGCCAAGAACUUGUGUCGACGAUCACGAACCUGGCUCUGGCCAAUGACAUAAAUCGUCUUCAAGAGAGCAGCGACAGAUUUCAUGAGUACAUCGACCAUAUUCUUGAAGUAUGCAAAAUGCUGAGACACGUCGCACUUUCGGAAUCGCUGCAAGUUUCCGCGAAGUUCACGGAGAUCAACUUGAGAAUAUAUGGUCCCCAAGUGGUAACCGCCGCUCACACGUUGGCCAGACAUCCCACCAGUAAAAUUGCAAAGGAAAACCUAGAAGUGUUCACCGACAUGUGGCAGUGGCUUAUGACCGAUGUGACCACGGUGGCGAAAGACGUGCUCGAGUUGAACCAAAAUCGACCGGAGAAGCAAGUUUACAUGUCUCUGCCACGGCCAGGAAAACACGGUACCACAAGCAAGCCGUUGAAGCCCGUACGACUGGACAGCGAGGAGCAGGCGAAGAUCGCAAAGGCCGGCUUAGAGAUGAAGCUGAUCACUUCGGAGAUGGACGCGGAAACGGAGAAGUGGCAGGAGAGCGGAAGUGCCCUGGAGGAGAACAACGACAUCGUGAAACGAGCGAAAAACAUGUCGUCGAUGGCGUUCUCCAUGUAUCAGUUCACGCGAGGCGAGGGAGCGUUGAAAACAACCCAAGAUCUGUUCACCCAAGCUGAGUAUUUCGCCGAAGAGGCGAACAGAUUGUACAAGGUUGUGAGACAAUUCAGCUAUCAGGUACCAGGGGGCCCGCACAAGAAAGAACUGUUGGAAAACCUGGACCGCGUGCCGACGUACGUUCAGCAGCUUCAGUUCACCGUGAAGAACCCCACCGUCGGAAAAGCCGCCACAUUCACGAAAGUCGAUAACGUGAUACAAGAGACAAAGAAUUUAAUGAACGUGAUUUCGAAAGUGGUCACAACAUGCUUCGUCUGCGCCACAAAGUACAACCUGGAUUUCCGAGGUCUGUCGGCGCGUGGGGCCGGCGGCUCGCCGUACAGGGGCGGAGAGGGUGCGGGCGCCGACGGCGACGGUGGCGGUGCUGGUGUCGACGGCAGCAAGACGGGCUCCGCCCCCGGCAGCGACCCGUCCGUCUGACAGUUUGGGAUGGCCCGACGGGCCAAGGGGGACGCUCGCCGCACCCGGGUUUCUUUUCUACUUUUCUAGGAAGAACCCUCGCCUGCCCCAGCGAAGCGUACACGUCGAGACCUCGCGGACCUCCUUCAGGGAACCACGGUGCUCGUUCGUUAACCCUCUACAUAUUCUUCCAAGGGAUUUACUCUGUUACGUGUGGUUUUUAUUUGUACGUUAUGCUCUGUUCGUAUGAACUCUUCAAAUACUAUAAGAUCACAAGUUGAAAUAGCGUUGACUCCUUGACGUACAAAUUUUUAAUUACGUAGUUCAGUUUGAAACAAUAGUUAUCAAGAAUCAUUAAUAGUUGUCAAUUGCUAUGUUGACAAAUAAAGAACAUUAAGAAGAUUACCUUAAUUAUGAAGAUUAUAAUUAAAAUUUUAACAAAAAUUCAGUUGCAAUGGUGCGUCACACUAGUGCGUCACGAGUGUGACGUUGUCAAGGGGUUGAACUUGUUCAGCCUCCAAUGAAUUUCAAACCACUGCAUUCAUGUCUUAAGUUACUUGAAAUUGAUAGCCAAAAACAUGAAUUGAACCCAAAAUUCAAUUGUGAUGAAUAUAACAUGGUGCGUCACACUAGUGCGUCACGAGUGUGACGUUGUCAAGGUGUUAAACUUGUUCAGCCUCCAAUGAGUCUCAGACCACUGCAUUCGUGUCUUAAGUUACUUGAAAUCGAUAGCCAAAAACUUGAAUUGAACCCAAAAUUCAAUUGUGAUGAAUAUAACAUGCUGCGUCACAGUGCGUCACGAGUCAAGGGGUUGUUCAACCAAUGAGUCUCCACUACAUCAAAUUGCUUGAAAUUAGAUGAAUAAUCUUCAAACUCAAUUUGACAAUAAAUAUACUAAAAACCACACUGACAUCUGAAAUAAAAUUUGUGCUAACGCAAGUAUUAAAAAUAAUUUGAAGCAAAUAUUAAAAAGUAUUCAAAACCGUAGAGAAAUCCCUUGGAGAGAAUUGAAACCAGAGCUCUUUAAAGCUCGCAUUCGACAACCGAAUUAUAAAACCGACUAAAAUCUGAUUCUCAGAAGCUCUCGUCGAGAUUGUAUCUAAAUCGCCCGGUGCUAUCGUCGCCAAUCGGCGGCCACGAUUAACGUAAGAGACCUAGAUGAUAAGUAUACCGAAUUUCUAUCGAGCCGGUAAUCUUUGAGACGCUCAAAGGGACCGAUCGGAUCGUCGACGUGUACGUUUCGACAACGUAAUCGCUUCGAGCACAAGCUAUACCAGCGAACUAGCUAACGUUUCUGCUCAAUAUAGAUCCGUGGGCUUUCCGAUCGAGAACACGAUUUUUAUAGUGAUAAAUCGAGGCACGCUUCUGCACUCCAUGUGACUUUAUACAAUGUAAUCCUUCGAUUCGAAGGAUAAUCCGAACGCGACUCUAUUCAGCGUGCAAUCGAGUUUCAUCGCGCCGAACGGCCAUGUAGCGGGAUGAAACUACACGGUGGCAAUAACGCGGCCAUAUCUGACGAAACCUUGAGCGAACAACGCUGUGCUUCAGGCAAGUCCGUGGCUAAAUAGUGGCUUUGCUUUCACUCCGGCGCCAUUUUGUCGAAGCAAUAAACUGCGUAACUAGUGCGUAAUGGCCGAUUUGCCAUCAAGAUGCAAAGAAAGAUGUCGCGGCACGUUCACUCGUUAACGAGCACAUUGAAGAAUAGUUCUUCCAUGUAGAAAAGUUGGUGAUACGACAAUAAUAAUUCGGUACGGAGAGUGCCUUUUAGAGGUGAAACCAUUUUAGAGGCCAACUUCCAUUUUUAAGCGUCGAACCAACUUUGAUCUUGAAUAUCUGAAAGCGUCUUUAACAUCGUUUAUAGUCGUGCUCGUUAACGCGAACGUGCUGCUGCUUCUCCAAAACUGCUUUCAACGUCCAGCAAUGAUUAAUUGAGAUAUCGCUAAUUAGCAUGUCUGGCAAGGUGUAUUCGUGUAGCCAGGCGGUCUUGCUUACUGCGUGCAUCAGCUAUGAAAGGCGUGAAAUCUGCAUUUGUUUUAUGGGAAUUAAUGUUCUGACCUUUCAAAUACCUUUCUGAGUCUUUUGUUUCUAUUAUAACAUUGUCUAGUAUAAUAUUCUCUGUUAUUAUAAUAUUCUGUGUUUUGUAAUAUUCUCUGUUUUAUAAUUUGGUUCUUUGUUGUUCAGUAUGGUGCAAUAUGGGAUUAAUUGUAUAUGGUAAAUUUGCAUUCAUUGUAUUAGGAUUUAAGUAGGUUUAAAGUCCCUAGGUUCCACAUGUUCACAUUCCUAAAUACCUAGAUUCGUCACAUGUUCAUAUUCAUAAACCCCUAGAUACCUCACAUGUUCAUAUUCAUAAAACCUUAGAUACCUCACAUGUUCACAUUCAUUAUAAAUUAAAUAAAUGAUCCUACAUUGCACUAAUACUGUAACCUGCUGCAAUUUUAUGUAACCUCCUUAACUACAAUAAUAUUAACAUAAUCUCUUAAAGGUAUUAUUUCGAGUCACCAAUGUUCGAACCUCAGAUUUCACGCUUGUCACCGAACAAUGCGAAAAAUAAACUUAACGAUCAAACCGCUUUUCGCUCGCGUAGUUCGAGAUAUCGAGGCUGCAAAGAAACGCAAAAUUGCGAAUGACGAAAAUGAAAAAUCGAGCACAGAAACGAUGGGGCAGGAGACGGCGAUAGAGGGUGACCUGGGGGCGGCAGCAGGGCGGUCAGGGACGUACUUUGUGGCAAAGACACGUUGGCUCACUUGUCUCGAAAUCUCGUCGCUCGAGAUUACACGUUUUUGCGAUUCCGGCUUCUCGAUUCGGGCGACACGCGAGCGAUGUAUUUUUCAAGCCGAAUUCGAAACGACGAAUCGAGAUGCUUCGCGCGGAUUGCAACGCAGAGUCGUCUUUGAAACCGCUGACGAAAAUUGAGACAUCGAUUCAAACUAUGUUUCGAACGAUUUACCCUUUUCGUACUAGAUAAUUAACACAUUAACUACAUAUUAACACGUUAACUUUGAUUUAAACAGUUUGUACCAAGUUUAUUAUAAACUUGAAAGUAAAAAAGUUUCAAACAUAACUUCUGUCAUGGACUUACAAUGAUCUCUUUGAAUCUCAAUGAUUUUUGUGACGUGUUAAUAUUUUUACAAUUAUAUUUUGAUUGAACCCUACCAAAAAUUCUAGUUACAAUGCUAUAAAUAUUAACAGAUUGAUAAAUCUUACUCGAGUCUUACAAAUAAGAUUACAAUAUUAAAAGAAUUGUUUGAUACCUAAAGGGUAAAUCAGUAAGAGCGAUAGCAGCAUUUUGUAUUCCACAACGACAAGCUGUAAAUUAAUCGCAGUUAAAAUCGAGCUCGUUCUUUGUACACAAAGAUGAGUGUAUUUUACACCUCGCGUAUCGCGUCGAUAGUGUCUUAUCCAGGAUAAAUCCGGUAGUUCCGAUCAUACGCGAAGAGCGUCCAUCUUGAUCCAAGAUGGCGGAGACGCUUGAAAAUCGCUCCCGCUUCGAGCGAUUUUAGCGUCGCUAAACGUACGUUUGUACAUAGAACUUUAAGUUCAAGCGAGCUAAACGUCGACCAGUCAUGCAUUUCUCGUACUUACAGCUAUAUUAUCUAUCUAUCUAUCUAUAUAUUAAAUAGAAGAUCGAUUCUGUAUGUAUUAUACAGAGUUGGCACAAAGAAUGCGACCAACAGAGCGAUCUGUUGAUAACCGAUCGUCUUGGUCGAUGCUUUUAGCUUGGUAAAAUCGACUGACACGAUCGGAAAACGAGGCGCGAAACCGGAAACGGAAGCCUCGGAUCGGUGGACUUCGAUCCCCAAAAUGUUCCUAGAGUGUAAUUACGCGGAUUUCGUGGAGCGUGUACGCGUAUAACCUCGCAGGAAUUUCAAACUGAUGUUUCAUCGGUUGUGUAACGCGACGCGUUUGUACAAACUCUGUAUCAUACUUUAUUUAGAAUAGUAAGGGGUGGUAAGCUUAAGUUUUUUCUUUGUAUAAAACGGCACAAAUAUUUUGUAAGGAAACGAGUUCUGUUUUCAUAGUUAAAUCUGAUUGGUGGGGUAUUAAUCAACUAGCAACGAUCUGCGAAGCUCGACUGGUAGAUCUGAGUUAAAUUAGGAAUUGAUGCUUUGGAUUUUUAAUCAUUCGUUUUUACACUUAGGAAAGUGUAGUCUGAAUUUUGUAACUUUUAUGGUAGUACGCUGAUUUUUAGAAAUUGCUUGCAGAGAUU